This is a messenger RNA of Mycena citricolor, 1298 nucleotides long. NCBI's taxonomy places the organism in Eukaryota, Fungi, Basidiomycota, Agaricomycetes, Agaricales, Mycenaceae. The record is from the annotation of a GenBank genome assembly.
CUGAGACUCUGUGUCUUUAGGUGAUCGCUACUGGUCGUAUCUCCACUGCGCGGUAUUGUCUGCGACAGGUUAUGGGCCCCGCCUGAACCACUAGCGGCAAAUCAAGAAACAUCGAACUACUCCCUUUACUAAGGCGAGUAUCUUUCACUCGUUCAGCCCUUCUAGAGCGCCGUCUUUGUGCGCUCGUCCCACUUGCUGGAUGUCGGUCCUCGCAUUUGUGCUCUCACCCUCAAGGGGUUACGCGAGCGGCGUCAGGGAGUCAUUCAGUUGGCAGACGCGCCGUUAGCUAUUCCGUCCAUGAUUGCUCGCGCGCGUUUUACGUUACAUCUUUUUAUUGUACAGCGGACAUACCCACCAGGCACUGGUCCUUUGGUCAAUCCCACUCCUGAACCUUGCGCGAAGCGCCUAGGUGGUGUGGUAGCUCUCAACAGCUGCUGGAGGUCAAUCCCUCCGCCAGGCAAAACAAUCCUUCGGGGUUGACUCGCAUUCCUCACAAGGGACCCUGCGGGCUGGUGACACUACGAGGAUUCAUGCAAUGACGCUCUGCGUGUAUGCAUGUCUUUAAAAGGGAGAAGAUGGGCGGCCAAACCCGGUGCUUGGGACGGCCUUGGGCACGUGUCCCUUGGCCAGUGACGGACUGCGAGGGCAGUAAUCACCGUCGGGUACUGCCGCCGCUGACGUAUAUAGUUACGUUACUUUGAUACAAAUAUGGACACUUACUAUACCGCUUUAUUUCGUUAUCAUUCCCCGCGCGUAUAUGGGCAUCAUGGAUGGGAUGGGGACGCUUGGUCGUUCUCGUUUCAGAGAUUUGGCACUUGGGAUUUGUUUCUUGGUCUGCAGAGAAUCUGGGGCUGACUUCGUCGCUCUAGUCUUCAUCUCUAUCACCCUGUCAUCACCAGACAACCCUCCCGUUGGGGUCAUCCUAUUUCCUGUUGUCCGUUGGGCUCAGGGACCUUCUUACACUACCCUUCAAGACACCGAUUGGGAAGACCUAUACGAACUUGGUGAACACGACAACGAAGAUCUAUUUCACCAUCAGGACAAUUGGACUCCUGAGCUUCGGUCCCUAUUCGGUGAUCCUCCCUAUAUCGAAUUCCCCUCUCUCCACUAUCAAACCGCCGACGUUAUCGAGUAUCUCCCCACCAUGUCGGGAAUCGAGAAACUCAACAACUCCAUUCUGAGUGUCUUCGAUGGCACCAAUUGGAAUACGUGGUCGGACAACUACAUGAGCAUCUGCAUGCAUCAGGGCACCUGGGGAGUGGUUAAACCCACUCAUAUUAUGGUUAACGGCACAUCUA